CGGGGCGGAGCCUAGUCCGAGUAGGCGCUGCGGGUCCCGGCGUAGUGUUACUGUGCUUGCGGGCCUGAGGUCGUCUCAGCCAUGACGAAAGGCAGAGUUGUCGAAAGGUCGCAGACGGGGUCACUCCAUACGACCCCUCCGGGGGACAAGGCAGCGGGGCCGCGAGGUCCCUCGGCGCCAGGCAGCGGAAACCACCUGAAGGAGAAAGCCUGUGCAGAAGCUGGGUCAGCAAGAAUGUCGCUUCUUAUAUUGGUGUCCAUUUUCUUAUCUGCAGCUUUUGUUAUGUUUUUGGUAUAUAAAAAUUUUCCUCAGCUUAGUGAAGAAGAAAGAAUGAAUAUGAAGGUUCCCAGAGAUAUGGAUGAUGCCAAGGCUCUAGGAAAAGUUUUAUCCAAAUAUAAGGACACCUUUUAUGUUCAAGUACUUGUAGCUUAUUUUGCUACAUAUAUUUUCUUGCAAACAUUUGCUAUUCCAGGCUCUAUAUUUCUCAGUAUACUCUCAGGGUUUCUUUAUCCCUUUCCACUAGCCUUAUUUCUUGUUUGUUUGUGUUCUGGACUCGGUGCCUCAUUCUGCUAUAUGCUCUCCUAUUUAGUUGGGAGGCCAGUUGUCUAUAAAUACCUAACUGAGAAAGCAGUAAAAUGGUCACAGCAGGUUGAACGUCAUAGAGAACAUCUCAUUAACUACAUUAUAUUUUUGAGAAUAACACCAUUUCUGCCUAACUGGUUUAUUAAUAUUACAUCUCCUGUGAUAAACGUGCCAUUGAAAGUUUUUUUUAUUGGCACUUUUCUAGGUGUUGCACCUCCCUCUUUUGUAGCAAUUAAGGCAGGAACAACAUUGUACCAGCUUACAACAGCAGGGGAAGCUGUUUCCUGGAACUCAGUAUUUGUUCUAAUGAUUUUGGCUCUUCUUUCUAUUCUGCCAGCCAUCUUCCAAAAAAAACUAAAGCAGAAAUUUGAGUGAAUAAUCCUCUGGGUUUUAGUUUUCCUAUCAUCUUCAUCAUCAUCAUCUCUCAGGAUUGGCAGGUUUAUGUGUUAAAAUCACCUCUUCAGUAAAUGAAACAGGAAUUUGUAAAAUAAAAUUUCCUAUCUGGUGGUUAAAAUAAUGUAUUUAAGUGGCAAAGGAGAGAAGAAAUAAAAAUGGAAAUUGGUAUACCAUGAAAAGUGCUGUCAGUAGUUACGAUAGACAUCUCCUAAAUUACUAUUCCAAGGCUAUAGAUGAUAAAUGUAGCAGCAUAGUAGGAAAUUCUUGACCCAACUGAUUAACUCAAUAUAUUUCAUGAACUGGCCGUAAAUACUUACCCUUGACUUAAUAAUUUAAUAUUUUUCUCUCUAUUCCAUACUAUAACUAAAAUAGGAAAAGCAAAUACAAAAUUCAAAAGCAAAGAUACAGUAUUGCUGUUUUGACUAAUGUCAGCCUUCUUUCAGAGCAUAAACUUGAAAACUAAAGCUCAAAAGAGAUUUACAUUUUCUUCCUUUUUACCUUUGAGGUAGUAGACUUGUUUUGAAAUUGCAUCUUAGUGGACUACUGAAUUUGGAAAAGAUAUCAAGUUAUAUCUAUUUAGUGAAUUUUAUUUUUGUCUUCUGUUCUAGAUUAUCAUGGAUUGGUCUGAAAUUUAAAAUUCUGACCAGUCUGUUUUCAUCUGUUUCCUAGCUUUCAAAAUAUUUCCACUGUGCAUAUACAAAAUGGCAAUGACAUGAUAAUUGUAUCAUAUUGGUGUUGAUAAUUUAUAUUCAGAUAAUAUUUUGUUACACAGUUCCCCUUUACUAUCUCAAAAGGUUAUCAAAAAAGCAAACAUUCAAAGUAUGCAGUUGUUAGAUGUUAGAUUAAUUAUGUUACUUUAUAUUUUGAAACAAAAGCAGUGUCAGUACAGCACUCAAGUAGUUGAAUAUAGUUUAUUUGUUCCAAUGACUGUAAAAUUUACCUCAUUUAUUUAUUAGUCUGGUCAUUAAAGUAUGUAUUAUGUAAUUAUCCUUUUUUAUGCAUGAUACAUAAGAAUGCCUUGUUUCAUUUCUAGUGAUGGCUUUUUUGUUUGGGGCUGCUUUUGAUUAAUGCAGUUUCCCUAUUUAGGGUUUUUACUUUUUAUAUCAAAGUAAAAUUAAAUUCUCAUAUGGUAACUACUAUUUAAAUAGUCCUGGAAAAACUAAACAGCUUUUUGCUGCUUGCUUAACGGUAAUAGCCUCGAUCGCUUGAUUCUAGGACAUAGAAUAAAGUACUCUGUCAGUUUUACCUUCACCCAAGACUGUCAUGUUGAAAAGUACUUUAGCUGUGGAAGAAAUCCUUGUAUGUUUUUAUUGUGAGAGGUAUGAUCAGCCUCAAAGCCAGUUUCUACUACAUAAUGUGGACUGAUUAUUUUUUCUAUCACAGUAUUAACAAAUGGAUUUAUUGUAAAUACAAAAAAAUAUAUUAAUUAAUAUACUAUUCUUAUGUCACCUGGACUUUUGUGUGAAAUUAUUUAUUGUUAUUUCUAGCAAGGUUUUCUUCCUUUCUUAUUGACCAGAGACUGAGUGAUAAAGCUUUUGUUAUUUUUACAAACAAAACAUAGCCUUUUUGGACAAAGCUCACUAAAUAUUACUGUAUAAAAUGUAAUUGAGUAAAUUUUUAUCAUACUUUUAAAAAUAAGAGUUUGGACUCAGGAGCAGCCUCACUAUUCCAUUAUGUAUAUAUUGUACUUACUCUAUUCUCAGAGUAUUUUCCCUAUCCUUAUCAUUGAUCCUGUCCCUUUGCUGAUUAUUUUUUCUGUUAGAAAACUGUAGUUGUCACUUAAGGUGAGGUAUAUUUUCUUCUCCCAAGAGAAUAGCCAGUCUUUCCACAUUCAUCAUCAUUGUCUGUCAAGAAAGAACCUUCAGCAGGCUGAACUCUAAAUGCAUUUGGUGGCCUAUAUUCAUGGAUUCACAGACUUGGCCUGAUGCCAGAUGUAGAUUCAAGCUUCAGCCACAUCUUGAAGACAGCUACAUAGUAAUAACCACCAGAGGGCAAGUAUGUGUAGUGGGGAGGCGAGCAGGCUAACUAGGAAGUUGACACACUGAAACUGUUCACCUCUUAGUUAAUGGCCUCUCUCUGGAGCUCUAUUACUUUGAGUGUAAUAUUUCUAAAACACUUAAUAAAUGUAAAUUAAAAUGUAAGAAGAAUAAAUUGUACUGAAAAACUUAA
Molecule: messenger RNA, 3147 nt
Organism: Lagenorhynchus albirostris (white-beaked dolphin)
Lineage: Eukaryota; Metazoa; Chordata; Mammalia; Artiodactyla; Delphinidae
Gene: TMEM41B
Product: transmembrane protein 41B
Exons: 8
Coding region: 82-957 (291 amino acids)
Cellular component (GO): endoplasmic reticulum membrane
Source: RefSeq, a predicted model, not a curated record